AUGUCAAGUCAUGGCGGUUCUUCUCGAAGGAGCGGUUCGUUGUUGAACAGCCUCUCGCUGAACAAGAAGAAAUCCCCUGAAUAUUCGCCGCUUGACCUUACCACUCGGAAAUCUUUCCAUUCACCGCGGACCGUGGGAGAGCGAACUGUGAAAUCAUUGCGACUUUCAAAGGCAUUGACAGUUCCUGAAACAACAACUGUCUAUGAAGCUUGCCGUAGGAUGGCUACUCGCAAAGUAGAUGCUCUAUUACUAACUGAUUCUAAUGCUUUGCUCUGUGGGAUCCUCACAGACAAGGUUACAACAACAACUGAUUCUAUCAUUGGAUUUCUCUUUGCAACACUCAUUAACAAGAAAGAAGAAAAAGAUUUAAGGAGGUUCAGACAUUUACCUGUGGUGGAGAAUGGAGAAGUCGUUGCCAUCCUUGACAUUGCAAAGUGUUUGAAUGAUGCCAUUGCCCGUAUGGAGAGGGCAGCUGAGAAAGGAAAGGCAAUUGCGGCUGCCGUUGAAGGUAUCGAAAAACACUGGGGAACACCUAAAUCUGGCACCAAUUCCACAUUCUUUGAGACUCUUCGCGAGCAGAUAUUUAAGCCAUCUUUGUCUACAAUCAUUCCUGAUAAUUCAAAGGUUGUUACAGUUUCACCAACAGACUCAGUUUUGACGACAACAAAGAAGAUGCUUGAACUUCGUGUAAAUUCUGCAGUUGUGACGGUUGAUGACAAACUUUGUGGUAUCCUUACUUCAAAGGAUAUCCUGAUGCGGGUGAUAGCGCAAAAUCUUCCGCCAGCGUUAACUCUAGUUGAGAAGGUAAUGACUCCAAAUCCAGAAUGUGCAACAAUUGAUUCACCAAUAGUCGAUGCACUUCACACUAUGCAUGAUGGAAAAUUUUUGCAUCUUCCCGUGGUUGACAGAGAUGGCAUUGUUGUUGCUACGCUUGAUGUAAUUCAUAUAACUCACGCGGCUGUGGCGACAGCUAGUCAGGUCGGAAAUACUACCAGUUUUAACAAUGAAGCAGCCAACUCCAUGAUACAAAAGUUUUGGGAUUCGGCCAUGUCCUUAGCUCCAAAUGGGGAGGAUGAUGAUUCCCAAAGCGAAACUUCCUUGAAAAUGAUUUCUGAGGGAGGAGAAACAGGGAGAUCCGUUUCUUAUCUUGGGUCAAGCAUACAGAACACAUUUUCCUUCAAAGUACAAGACAGGAAGGGCAGGUUGCAUAGGUUCACAAGCGAUACUCGGAGCUUGGCAGAGGUUAUAACUUCCAUCAUUCAGAGAGUCGGUGAUGAAAUUGACCCCACGAACCUCCCACAAAUUUUGUACGAAGAUGAAGAAAAUGACAAAGUUGUACUGAAUUCGGACAGUGAUCUUACCACAGCUAUAGACCACGCCAAGACGGCUGGUUUGAAGGGAUUGAGAUUGCAUUUAGACUACACAGGAACACGUGGUUAUGGAAGUGAUUCAAGUUCAGUAAGUUUGAAAUAUGGUAAUUCAGAAUCAUGGGCAACAGCAUACACCACCGUUGCCGCUGGAGCUGCAAUUGUUGCUGCCUUAGGCCUAUUAGCGUUUGUGAGGAGAAGUAAACAGUAG
Messenger RNA from Sphenostylis stenocarpa, 1578 nucleotides. The record is from the annotation of a GenBank genome assembly. Lineage: Eukaryota; Viridiplantae; Streptophyta; Magnoliopsida; Fabales; Fabaceae.